This is a messenger RNA of Chara braunii, 1414 nucleotides long. The record is from the annotation of a GenBank genome assembly. Lineage: Eukaryota; Viridiplantae; Streptophyta; Charophyceae; Charales; Characeae.
GGUAGCGCCAGCAGUGAAAACCAACGACGAAUUGCAAUACGUGGUGCAGCAUUCCGGGCGAGGGAUGGAGAUGGAAGCGCAGCUACAACGUGGAGCACUUCGACUACAGGAUAAGCUCUUUCAUAAUGAAGAUGAAGUCUCGCUUACAGAAGAUUCUGAAGGUGAGCAGGAUGAUGAUUGCGAUGUGCUCCGCUAUUAUACAAAUAUCUGCGCUAUAGGUGAGAUCUGGGAUUCUGAAAGAGAGACGAGUUGUGCUGUUGCUGUGAGCGAGUGCGAUGAGUAUGAGGGGGGGGGAGAAGAAAGGUGGGCUAACCUGAUGGCACUCUCUAACCAGGCUGAGGAUGAGAGUGCAGAUGGUGAUGCAGAGAGGGAAUAUGCCGCUGAUGAUGCAGGUGAGAGGGAGGUUGCUGAUGAGAGUGCAGAUGGCAAUGGAAAGGGGGGAUAUGCUACUGAUGAUGCAGCUGAGUGGGAAGGAGAGUGGGGGCGAUUGGUAAUGGUAGAAAUGGCGGCAGCGGCAGCGGCGACGGCAACAGUAACGACAACAACUUCAACAACAACAAUAGUGGAGGUGGAGCAGGGGUUGGAAGACGAGAGGCAAGGAAUGGGUGGGAUUGGCGAGACGGGCGGGAUGGUCGACAACAACAAUGACAAUACCAUCAACGACAACAAUAACAAUAGUAACUUCAACAACGGUGGCGAGCGGCGAAUGGGCGAACUGGGUGGGAUAGGCAUGAAGGAGGAUAACAACAACAACAACAACAACAACAACAACAACAACAACAACAACAACAACAACAACAACAACAACAACAGUAACAAUAAAAACGACGGUGAGCAGGGAUUGGGGGAAAAGGGUGAGGUGGGUGAGAAGGAUGACACGGACAACAGCGACGACGACGAUAACAACAACAACAAUAACAAUAACAAGAAGAACAACAACAGCCACGACGACGGCGGCGGCGACAACCACGGAGGUAGUGGGGCAGAGAGUGGUGCUUCUGCAUCCUUGCUCCUUAUCAGCAUCAUGUGACAGAUGCCGUCAUCAGGGCAGUGGGGGGAAUUUCGUAGCUUGUUGCGGAUGGCGGAGUGGGGCUUGAGGUUGAAGGUACGAUUUGGUACUGUUCCCCCCCACUCCUACUCGGUGUUUUUUCAUGAUGAAUCGUCUCUUCUUUUCUGGCACCGGGUGGGGAUAGGAUAGAUGAUCUCCCUGCAAUGAUUAGGGUUGAUUGCCUCUUACCUGGCUGACCCUCAACUCUUAAUCACGAAAGGAUUGAUGAGAAUUGUGAGUGUUAUUGUUGGUGAAUACAUGCGCAAAAUGAUAUCUAUACACAUCAUUGUAUAGGACAUAUAUGCUUUAUGAGCAGGAGGUCAAUCCUUCCCUUGCGUUGGGAAGUAAUCAAUGCCUCUGCUCCUU